Messenger RNA from Aphanomyces invadans, 1572 nucleotides. RefSeq lists its product as hypothetical. The transcript has 5 exons. The coding region runs from base 6 to 1097 and encodes 363 amino acids. NCBI's taxonomy places the organism in Eukaryota, Oomycota, Saprolegniomycetes, Saprolegniales, Verrucalvaceae. The record is from RefSeq and is a predicted model, not a curated record.
CGGUGAUGCAGCCGGCAUUUCGUCAAUCUGCGCCGCCGCCGUUGACCAUGCAGCACCACCGCGUGACCAUGUCGACCGAGGACGAGGAAGGCAUCCAUCGAGCUCUGAUGAAGCAGGUUCAGACAUCCAUCCUCACGACACCGGCGAUGCGACUUGUUCAUGCGACGCAGCAAGAAGGGUACCGCUUGACCGAGCAACACCACGGCGUCCGCGUGUACACGCGGAAAUCGCCGUCUGGCGGCGAAGAGACCAUGUCUGUUAGCUACACCCAGCAUCAUCUCACGUUUGAGAACCUCAUGUAUCUCCUCUUGGCACAAACGACGGAAGAGCAUCGGAUACAGCAAACGUUAUUCCACGACGACGCGUUUCUCGACGGGUGUGUCUUUAGCACGAUCCUCUCCCCGACAGAAGAAGAUCCCUUUCAGUGGUAUGGACUCAAGUACACCAAGUUGGCGCUGUCGUCGUACCGUUUUGUCGAUCCCCGCGACGUGUGCUACGUCGAGAUUUCAGGAACAACUGUCAACAUGGACGGCCAUACCGUGUUGUAUGUGAUGCGUGAAUCGUUGACCCUGCGCUCUGUCCCGCUCGUUCCCGAUGCCAUUCGUGGCCGCGUCAAAUCCCUCAGUCUCCACACCGAGUGCCCGAACGGUACCAUCGAGCACGUUCAUUUUUCUUACAUGAAUCCAUACGGGUCCGUGCCGGCGUUCUUGUUUAAGCCGUCUCAACUUCGCAUGAACACAAUGGUCGAGCGAUAUGCCCAGCUCAUCCACUUCAAGCGCAUGCUCGACAUGUCCAAGAACUGCACGACCUUCUUCCCUGUCAACCAGAGGGCUUGUGGGUCCUGUGAGCGGUCGUUUUGGGCCCUCACGACGCGAUGCUACUGCCGAUCGUGUGGCGAGGUCAUCUGCGGCAAAUGCGCCAUCUUCAUUCCGCGGCCCAAGGAGCAACUCUUCCACAUGAAUUUGUGCAUUGUCAAGGAAGAGUACUGCAAGACGUGCUACCUGCACGUUCGCGGCCCCACAUCGUCCUCUAUGACAUCGUUAUCAAGCAUGGGUGGUACGUUCGUUGUGAAAGUCGAAUGGAUCGACGUGCGUUGAUGGCAAGGCAGGUCUAGGCACGUACUUGCUGACAUCGCGCCACUUCCCCAAAGAAUCGGAACCGACCCCACCGACGUCGCGAUCUCUCUUGUCACUGCCGAACUCGCGCCGUGGGUACAAAACACCAACGUCCAAGCAAGCGACUCUGUCCAUGAUUCCCCCGUUGCGAAGUUAACUUAUCGAUUGGAAGAUCCUCCAUCUCGUGCAUCAUCUUUCGCUGCGAUCUUGCACCCAACCCCGGGAAUGCAUCUUUGAGAACGAGCGGUGCCACAUCCACACACGCUCGAGCCAGGACUGCUCUGAAGUGAGCCGGCCAUCGCGCGUCCUACCUCAGCAGAAGCGUCCCCGCAUCUGUCCGUGUUUCUCGAGCAUGUGGUGGUUCGUCAUCACGGAUUGGCAAUGUUGACGUUUUUUUCGACGUUUUUUUGGUAGGACCACCUGUGUAUUUAGUGUGGUUGUUCUUGCUUACUCAAAA